Messenger RNA from Neoarthrinium moseri, 1305 nucleotides. RefSeq lists its product as uncharacterized. The transcript is spliced from 4 exons. Gene Ontology annotation, biological process: transmembrane transport. The record is from RefSeq and is a predicted model, not a curated record. NCBI's taxonomy places the organism in Eukaryota, Fungi, Ascomycota, Sordariomycetes, Amphisphaeriales, Apiosporaceae. Gene Ontology annotation, molecular function: transmembrane transporter activity. Bases 1 to 1305 code for a protein of 434 amino acids.
AUGGUCUCCGAGGUGAAGGCUGCGCGAGCUCCCAUUCAUGGCGACUCGGUCUGUGCAACGAAUAUUGGCACACAACCCGGCUAUGAGCAACCAAGUAUGGAGCUGGAAUCACACAGACCCCAGGAAUUUGAGCGAGGACCGCGUUUUUGGGUCAUCAUUAUAGGCCUAGGAAUUUCGACCCUGCUCGCCUCUUUAGAGCAUACAGUUGUGACAACCUCGGCUCCAAGAAUACUGGAAGAGCUUCAGAUGCGGGAAGACUUCAUUUGGGUUACAAAUGCUUUCUUCGUCAGCAGCGCCUCCCUCACACCACUGAUCGGGCAAAUGUGCAAUAUCUUUGGUCGUAGAUGGGUCUUCUUAUUAAUCAUAGCGUUAUUCACUCUGGGGAGUGGCGUAUGUGGUGGCGCCACUAGCGGAGGAAUGCUCAUUGCCGGUCGUGCUAUACAAGGGGCAGGUUCUGGUGGUAUCGUACUGACAGUUAACAUCAUCGUGUCGGAUUUGGUACCGCUGAGAAACAGAGGCACAUAUAUGGCUAUCAUAUUGGCCAUAUUCGGCAUCGGAAUUGCUGUGGGCCCCUUCAUCGGCGGUGCAAUUGCGGAAGCUACUACAUGGCGUUGGGUCUUCUUUAUCAAUCUGCCUAUCGGUGGAUAUUCAUUAAUUCCGCAAGCUGUGGCAGGAAUCCCUGGCGCUGCAAUCUCUGCCGCUUCGCUGAGCAGAUGGGGCAGAUUCAAGGCUCUCCAGUUCGCGGGAUUCGCAGCCACGACAAUGGGAAUGGGCCUGUUAUCAAUGCUGUGGGAAGGCACCUCUGUUGCCGAAUGGGCUACCUUUCAAUGUAUCGCUGCUCUCGGUAUUGGAAUCGUCAUUGACGCCUUGCUUCCAGCAUUCCAGGCACCCUUAGAUGAAGCGGAUCAGGCGGCAGCUACUUCAGCAUGGGGUUUUAUACGCGCUUUCGGAAGCAUCUGGGGUGUGGCGAUUCCGGCCGUUAUCUUUAACAACCGGAUCGACGAAAUGUUGAAGACCAUAUCCGCUCCUACAGCACGGAAAUUGUUGGCAUCUGGUGGCGCAUACCAACAAGCUUCAGCGGCCUUCGUGAUGCAGUUUCCUCAAUCCGUCCAGGACGAGAUUCGCGCGGCAUAUAGAGAAGCACUUCAACGUGUAUUCUGGAUUGGUGCCAUCUUCGCCGGGUUGGCAACUGUACUAGUGCUGAUAGAACGUGAUGUUACCCUAAGAAAAGUUAUAGACACGGAAUUCGGCCUAGAAGAUGGGAGGAAAUCGACCCACGAGGCAACCGCAGGACGGAAGGUGUGA